GUGCUGGAGACUCCGAGCGUGGGGCGACGAGCGGUCGGAGCGGGUAUGGGCCGCCGCUGGGGUUUCCUCAUCGGCUUCCUGGGCGCCGUGUGCCUGCUCGGCUCGGGCCACAGCGGGCAGGAGCCCCCGGAGACAGCGGCGCAGAGGUGCUUCUGCCAGGUUAGUGGUUACUUGGAUGAUUGUACCUGUGAUGUGGAAACCAUUGAUAGAUUUAAUAACUACAAGCUUUUCCCAAGACUACAAAAACUUCUUGAAAGCGACUACUUUAGAUAUUAUAAGGUAAACCUGAAGAGGCCAUGUCCCUUCUGGAAUGAUAUCAGCCAGUGUGGAAGAAGGGAUUGUGCUGUCAAACCUUGUCAAUCUGAUGAAGUUCCUGAUGGGAUUAAAUCUGCGAGCUACAAGUAUUCUGAAGAAGCCAAUAAUCUUAUUGAAGAAUGUGAACAAGCUGAACGACUUGGAGCUGUAGAUGAAUCCCUGAGUGAAGAAACACAGAAGGCAGUUCUUCAGUGGACCAAACACGAUGAUUCCUCAGACAACUUCUGUGAAGCUGAUGACAUACAAUCCCCUGAUGCUGAAUAUGUGGAUUUGCUCCUUAAUCCUGAGCGCUACACGGGUUACAAGGGACCAGAUGCUUGGAAGAUAUGGAAUGUCAUCUAUGAAGAAAACUGUUUCAAGCCACAGACAAUUAAAAGGCCAUUAAAUCCUUUAGCUUCUGGUCAAGGUACCAGCGACAAGAACACUUUUUACAGUUGGCUAGAAGGUCUCUGUGUAGAAAAAAGAGCAUUCUACAGACUCAUAUCUGGCCUACAUGCAAGUAUUAACGUGCAUUUGAGCGCAAGAUAUCUUUUACAAGACACAUGGUUGGAAAAAAAAUGGGGACACAACAUUACAGAAUUUCAACAGCGGUUUGACGGAAUUUUAACUGAAGGAGAAGGACCAAGAAGGCUUAAGAACUUAUAUUUUCUCUAUUUAAUAGAAUUAAGAGCUUUAUCUAAAGUGCUGCCAUUCUUUGAGCGCCCAGAUUUUCAACUCUUCACUGGAAAUAAAGUUCAGGAUGCAGAAAACAAAAUGCUACUUCUGGAUAUACUUCAUGAAGUCAAGUCAUUUCCCUUGCAUUUUGAUGAGAAUUCAUUUUUUGCUGGGGACAAAAAAGAAGCAAACAAACUAAAGGAGGACUUUCGACUGCAUUUUAGAAAUAUUUCAAGAAUCAUGGACUGUGUUGGUUGUUUGAAAUGUCGACUGUGGGGAAAGCUUCAGACUCAGGGUUUGGGCACUGCUCUGAAGAUCUUGUUUUCUGAGAAAUUGAUAGCAAAUAUGCCAGAAAGUGGACCCAGUUACGAAUUCCAGCUAACCAGACAAGAAAUAGUAUCAUUAUUUAAUGCAUUCGGAAGAAUUUCUACAAGUGUGACAGAAUUAGAAAACUUCAGGAACUUGUUACAGAAUAUUCAUUAAAGAAAACGAGGUAAAGUGUGCCUGUUUCUGGACAAUGGAGGCCAAAGAGUGGAAUUUCAUUCAAAAGCGUAAUAGCAAUGACAGUCUUAAGCCAAACCUUUUAUAUAAAGCUGCUUUUGUAAGAGGAGAUCUAUAUUGUUUUAAGCAUAUACUUUUUUGUAAUUGUGUUGUCUGCGUAUAAUAUUAUUGUGAGUAAAAGUAAUUCUUCAAUAAUUUGGUAAAAAUUUUAAAGUUCAAUGUUGAAUAAAAUCAGGAUUAUCAAAUUCAUAUUGGGUAAAAUCAAGUGAAUGAUGCUUCACUUCUCUCCAAGUAGAGUUUUGUGUCAGAAGAUAUAAAUAAAAAUAUGGCCCACGUGACAAGCAUUGAAUAGGAAAAUGGUAAGAAGGCUCAUGAACAACCUAUAAUUAAUAGCCUAGAAUUUUUAAAAUACAUUUAGGGUGCCAGAUAGAGCAAAUAAAAACACAAAAUGCUAAGUUAAAUUUGAAUUUUAGAUAAACAGUGAAGAAGUUUUUAGUGUAAGAAUAUCCUGUACAAUAUUUGGGGCAUACUUAUAUUGAAAAAUUUUUAAUUUAUCUGUCUCAAAUUAAAAUUUAACUGGGAGUCCUAUAUUUUAUCUGGCAACCCCACAUACACUGGUAUGAAAGAAGUCACUUUUAAUAUUAUAUUACUAUUUUGAUCAGGCUGUUUGGGUGUAUGGAAAGGAAAAAUGACAACUCGAAGGCACAUAGGCAAUUUCUAAACAUUGUGAAAAGUUUUACUAGAUUUAUAUACUUAUCUCAUAAUACUUUCCCUAGUAAUACAAUUUUGGGAAACUUUUUAUUUUGAUAUAAUUUCAAAUUUACAGAAAAGUUUUAAGAAUUGUACAAAGAGCUCUUUUACCCAGAUUUGCUAUUUGUCUGUAUUACCUUUAUAUUUUGUGCUCUCUGUAUGUACACACAUACACACAAACAAUUUUUUUCCUCAGUCAUUUAAAAGU
Messenger RNA from Loxodonta africana (African savanna elephant), 2428 nucleotides. RefSeq names its product endoplasmic reticulum oxidoreductase 1 alpha (gene ERO1A). The record is from RefSeq and is a predicted model, not a curated record. NCBI's taxonomy places the organism in Eukaryota, Metazoa, Chordata, Mammalia, Proboscidea, Elephantidae. The transcript is spliced from 16 exons. Gene Ontology annotation, biological process: protein folding in endoplasmic reticulum. Gene Ontology annotation, molecular function: FAD binding; protein-disulfide reductase activity; thiol oxidase activity. Bases 46 to 1452 code for a protein of 468 amino acids. Gene Ontology annotation, cellular component: endoplasmic reticulum membrane; endoplasmic reticulum.